Messenger RNA from Sciurus carolinensis (gray squirrel), 5658 nucleotides. It is a transcript of the gene Mapda, whose product is annotated as adenosine deaminase like. Gene Ontology annotation, biological process: inosine biosynthetic process; adenosine catabolic process. The record is from RefSeq and is a predicted model, not a curated record. NCBI's taxonomy places the organism in Eukaryota, Metazoa, Chordata, Mammalia, Rodentia, Sciuridae. Gene Ontology annotation, molecular function: adenosine deaminase activity. The transcript has 12 exons. The coding region runs from base 1273 to 2340 and encodes 355 amino acids.
AAGCGGCGCGCGGCGCGCGGUCCCCGGAACCAACAGCGCAGCGAAGGGGUCCUGCACGUACCCGCGCGCAGCCAGGGAACUCUUGCUGAGACCGCUGCUGUCAUUGGUACUCUGUACUGCUCCCGCCCGCCGCUCCCGGCUCCGCGGGCCCAUGGCCAGGAGAAACUCAGGAACGGCGUCCGUCACAGUCGUGAACCGCCCGGCUGUUCGCCUAUACGGAUCUCACGUUCCUCCGUAUGGAAAAACUACCCCUCCUCCUGGUCACCCCGCCCGUGUGCGAGUUACGUCACUUCCGGGAAGAGUGCGAUUCUCCAAUCAGGAUUGAGGAGGGUGUUACUUGUCCUAAAGUUCAACUGCGAAUGACCUUUCUUUGAUUCUCCGGAUUACGUUUCCUCAAGAAGACAUCUUGCUACCUCUGUGACAACGUGUGUAGGGGAGCUCGGGCUGUCACUUUUCUUCAACGCUUUCAGUCUGAUGGGAAGCUUAUCUAGGCCCUAAUAGUUGAGGCAUCUGUCAGAGGUGGAAGCAAAUACAUGCUGCACACGCAUGUUAUUCUCCUGAAGGAAAUCAGCCAGUGGAGAGGGAGAAGUUGAAGGAACUGAAAAAUGAGAAGAUAACUCACUGGUGGAGUAACAACUUGGAAUAGAUAGGAAGUGGGACCCAGGAAACAUUAGCAUUUUUCUCUGACUCAAAAGAAUAUGGAUAAAUAUUAGUUUAGAAGUAGAUUAAGGCAAAGAAAAAUAGAAGGAAUUCAUACUUAAUGUUUUCUAUUUUCUCUGUAAAGUUGGUGGCAGGGUUAUCAGUUUAGCAUAAGUCAGUUGGAUCUGGUGGAAUACUUGAGUUUAGAGUUGCCUCUGAAGGGACUGAGAGAAGGACUCAUUUAAGUAUUCUGAUUCUUUGGAGUCUCAUCUUUAAAAUGAGAAGUUUAAGUGCUGCUCUUGAGGUAUCUCAGUGUUGAUUUAGGCCAGUUGGGAGAGAAAAAGAAUAAUUGAAGGACAAAAAAAAGAAAAAAAGUAGGGACUAGGGUUGUGACUCAGUGGUAGAGUACUUGCCUAGCAUGUGUGAGGCACUGGGCAAUUCUCAGCACCAUAGAAUAAAUAAAGGUAAAAUUGAGACCAGAGCUACAUGUAGAGUCAAUAUUAUAAAAAUGCAUGGAAGUAAAGCAUUCUGAAGAAAAUCUAGAACCACAGAAUUUAUCAGCUGAAAUACAAUGUAUUGUUCAAACCAAGAGUAAGAGUGGAGAAGAAUUAUUUGUUUUCUCGUGCUAAAAUCAUGGAGGUAGAAGAACAUCAGCAGCCACGGAAGACCAGCUUUUACUCAGAAUUGCCAAAAGUGGAACUUCAUGCCCACUUGAAUGGAUCCAUUAGUUCUACUACCAUGAGGAAAUUAAUAGCCAAGAAGCCAAAUCUUAAAAUCCAUGAUCAAAUGACUAUGAUUGACAAGGGAAAGAAAAGAACUCUAGAAGAGUGUUUCCAGAUGUUUCAAAUUAUCCAUCAACUUACUACUAGCCCUGAAGAUAUUCUCAUGGUCACAAAAGAUGUCAUUAAAGAGUUUGCAGAUGAUGGUGUCAAGUACCUGGAACUGAGAAGCACACCUAGAAGAGAAAAUGAUACUGGAAUGACUAAAAAGACCUACGUGGAAUCCAUACUUGAGGGUAUAAAACAGUCCAAACAAGAAAAUUUAGACAUUGAUGUUAGAUACUUGAUGGCAAUUGACAGAAGAGGUGGCCCUUUAGUAGCCAAGGAGACUGUUAAACUUGCUGAAGAGUUCUUCCUUUCUACUGAGGAUACAGUUCUUGGCCUUGACCUCAGUGGAGACCCUACUAUAGGACAAGCAAAAGAUUUCUUGGAACCUCUUUUAGAAGCUAAAAAAACAGGUCUGAAGUUGGCAUUGCAUCUUUCAGAGAUUCCAAACCAAAAUAAAGAAACACAAAUGCUCCUGGAUCUGCUUCCUGACAGAAUUGGGCAUGGAACAUUUCUCAAUUCCUCUGAGGAAGGAUCCCUUGAUCUGGUGGACUUUGUGAGGCAACACCGGAUACCACUGGAACUGUGUUUGACCUCAAACAUCAAAAGUCAGACAGUUCCAUCUUAUGACCAGCAUCAUUUUGGAUUCUGGUACAGCAUUGCUCAUCCUUCUGUGAUCUGUACUGAUGAUAAGGGUGUUUUUGCAACAUACCUUUCUCAAGAGUACCAACUGGCUGCUGAAACAUUUAAUUUGACCCAGUCUCAGGUGUGGGAUCUGUCUUAUGAAUCCAUCAGCUACAUCUUUGCUUCUGACAGCACCAGAUCUGAAUUGAGAAAGAAGUGGAAUCAUCUGAAGCCCAGAGUGUUACACUUUUGAGCUGUAAAAAGAUGAACUACUUUUGGAGAUGGGGGGUGGGUGGGUUCUGGGGACCAAACCCAGGGCUUCAUGCAUGCCAGGCAAUCCUCUACCACUGAGCCAAAUCCUCAGCCGAAGGUGAACUACUUUUGUAUAUGUUUCAAACAAGAUCUUUCUGCUAUGUCCCACUUAGUAAAUUGUCUACCACUUCCUUUAAAGCAUAGCAAAUUUAUGGGCUUUAUCACCAGGACCUUACACAUGGCAAGUACUCAGUAAAUACAUCUUAAACUGACUAGUAGUGACUUGUCAUGGCUUCCUGGCUGCCAAGCCAUGGCUUCCUGGCUGCCAAGCCGCAACUAGCCAUUGGUCCCUGCCGAGAAGCAGCAGGGGAGCAGUGGAGUGGCAGAGCAGCAGCCCAGGCCAGAUGGAAUGCAGGAGGCAAGCAUUGGCCAUGGCUGCGCAGAGACUACCACACUGCCGUGGGCCUGAAGUGCAGAGGACCUGAACCAGGAUGGACCAGUGCCACAGGCAUGCCACUGACCUGUCAUCCCACCACAGCUUGACCCCCAACAGUGCAGACACCCACCCCAUGGGGCUCCACAGGGUUUCACAGGGUGUUGUUCCAGGACCUCUGCCCCUACUGAGCAUGUGCAAUUCGCUGACCUCAAACCUCCUGCUUCCCAAAAAGUGGGGAGAAAAUGGAAGCAAGGCAAACCUAAUGGAAUUCAGGGAUAACCAACAGUGUUAGUACUUUUCCAAAUCCUAAUUAGCAUAAUUUUGAACCAAUAACAAACAGUACUUUUUCAAACCCUAAUUAGCAUAAGUUUAGACCAAUAGUGUUGAACCAAGUGCUAUAUAAACCCCUAGACAAGCACACUCAGAUGAACUAGAACCUGCUAUCUGGUCCUCUUACACUGCAGCGUUCUGUUCCUAUUUUCUUCAGUAAAUCCUACUCUUAUACCCACUCAUCCUGGUCUGUGCAAUUCAUUCUUUGAACCAUAAGACAAGAAUCCAGAAACAAGAAGAAAUUGGUGGUGAGCUGCUGAGGUCUCCUUCAACACUGGAGGGCAUGGCCCAUCAUUAAGAGCUACAACACUUCUUGGCUGCCGAGACCUGUAUCCUUAUGCAGACUCACCAGCAGAAGCAGAGAAACUCCAGUCUCACCUGUCAGCAGAAGUAGGGAAUCGAGUUUCAUUUCAAAACUCUGCUGUUAGUAGGCCUUGAGGUCUUAAUGGCUUACCUCCAUGCUCCUUCUAAUAGGAAGGAACUAGAGUUUUUGCUAAGUAAAUUUCCAAUUCCACUAAGUGAUUUUUUUUUCCUCAUUAGCAGUUAUGGAACUUCAGGGAAAUCACAGUAAUUUCUCAUUAGGAAAAGUUUUGGAAAUACUAGCCUAAGGUAAGGAGAAAGGGGAAACACAUGAUCACCAAGAUCUUUAAGCAUCUAGCUUUUGACAGUAGCUCUAUUAUGUUGUGCUAACUUUAAUUAGACUCCCCUCAUUUGCUUUAACUCUCCUAAGUAUGAUCCCCCAAAACUGUUGAUACCAGGCCACACUGGACACCCUAGGUUUGUGUGAAUGCCCAAUAGUCAGGGUUCAUCCACUUUGGGGAUCCUAGUGACAAAGCUAGCUGCUGAAAUCUGAUUUUGCCCUUCUUAUGAUUGUCCUUGUCAAUACUUGAGAGGGAUUAAAGUCUUUGCUCCAAUGUAAGAGAGAAUAGUUGACUGAGGAGUGAGAAGUAAACUGCUGCAGCUUGUAUUUAAAUCAGUUUCUGUCACUUGAGCUUUUUCUUGUGCAAGUUGCCAGGAUUUCCACCUUACUACUCAACAUUUUCCUCAAUUCAAAAGUUAUUUUCAAUAGUGGUAAUGUUGUGGUUACUAGAAUUCUUUGGGUCUCCUAUGAUCCAUCCCCUACACAAUGGACACCUGCGCAGACUUACAUAAACUCACAUAUCAUGGCUCCUUUAGCUGAAGACAAGGGACAACUAAGAUCAAUUCUGAAUGGUAAGAUAAUUCAUUAGAUACCAAAGUAUGUUUGAAUUGCUUUGCUCGUUAGGUUGUACAUUUUCCCCUGGUAUGAGGAAAGAAAGGCUGAUGACAUCCCUAAUUUCAAUUACUAAGGGUUUCUAAUAAGCUUGCUUUCUUUUCGGGAAUAGGGUAGAGGGAAGACCUUAGGUUUUUGACAUUCUUAGAUGUAUUUGUAACCUUACCUAGCAUUAUAUUAUUCUUUACCCCCAUUCACUCAGAUAUUGCAUAGUUAAAAAAAUGAUUUAUCCAUAAAAUGUGAAUGUUUUAGUCUAUAAAAUGUUCUAAAACAAGACUUAAUGACAUGAAAGUAUACAUAAUAUAUUCAGUGAAACUGGCAUAGACAAUUUUGUAGUCCAUGUUUUGUUUAAUAUAUAUGUGUGUGUAUGUAUAUGUGUGUAUAUAGAUAGAUAGAUAGAUAACACUAGUGGGACAAAUGAUUUUAAUUUAUUAACUUUUUUGUGAAGUCGUUUUCACAAUAUAAAAGUCAUGCUAGCCUUAACUGGGGGUAGGAGCAUGAGGACAGCAUAAGUUUUCCUGUGUGAAGUUUCAAAAUUUAAAAUAUGUGGAUUGGCUGACAGAAUUUAUGAGAAUCUGCAGCUAUCAUCAAAUUGAAAAGUAUUGAAUGUUUUCCUCUAAAGAUUGUGAACAAAUAAAGGGUAUAUGCUCUCUCUAAUCACUGCUUUUCAGUUCUGAAGUAGAGAUCCUAGUUAGUGCAAUAGGAAAGAAAAAGAAAUAAAAGAGGGAAGAUUAGAAUGGAAAAAGGAAAGAUCUCUAUUAACAGAUAACAUGAUUAUUUACAUAGAAGAUUUCAAGGAAUCUACCAAGAACAAGUAGAACUUAAAAAUGAAUCAGCAAGGUCCCAGAGGAUAUGAGAUAAUUAUAUAAAAAUUAAAGGCUUAUAAAAAGGCUAUGGUAGAAAAUGUACAAAUGAGCCUGGAAUACCUUGUUGCAUCAAAAAAUAAGGUGCACACCUGUACCCUGUGACUCGAGGGGCUGAGGCAGGAGAAUCCCAAGUGCAAAGCCAGCCUCAGCAAAAGCAAGAUACUAAGCAACUCAAUGAGACCCUCUCUAAAUAAAAUACAAAAUAGGGCUGGGAAUGUGUCUCAGUGGUCAAGUGCCCCUGAGUUCAAUCCCGGGUACCCAAAAAUAAGUGCACAAAGGACAAAAGAACAUAAGUGUAAAUCUGAAGAAAUACUAGCGAAAUCUGGAACAAUUUGAGCAUCAAAAUAAAUGACAGUGAUAGGUUUUUAACUCCUUAAAGUAAGAAUCCAUGAGUUCAUACUAAUAAAAAUAAGGAGAAAAGGGAAUAUUUCCUUA